AUGAUGGGUUUGUGUGCACAAAUCGACAACUGUUUUCCGUCCAGUAUACGUCGUUAUGUGGGACUUAUUCUUUGUAUUCUGGAUUUAUUCUUUUUUGGAGGAUAUCACUAUGGAUUUAAUUCCCUAAUUGGUAUCUACAAAUCCUUGGGUUUAUUCGCUUACAACUGCACACAAUCUGGUUGUAUGUACGACGAAGAUAUGUUUGGAAUCAGCUUUAACGUAUGGUUUGUUUCACAUAUGUGCCUCAUUACAUUGGCCGGAAUAUUUAUGGAUAGAGUUGGAUUGAGACCCUUAAAAUUGACUUCGACGUUAAUGUAUGCUGCCGGUACUCUUAUGUUUGCUUUUACAACUGGCAAAGUGGCACCACUUUUCUUUACUGCUGGUAUUCUGGUUGCGCUAAGUAGUAUAUGCAGCCUAAUUUGUAACCAACAAAUUAGUUCAAUGUUCCCACAUUUUCGUGGAAUAUGCAUAGCACUUAUUUCCGGAGCCUUUGAUUCGAGUACAGUUGUAGCGUUUGCUAUAUCGAGAUAUCACCCCUAUUUUUCACUUCAGUGGUCAUUUAUAUCUUUAUCAAUAGGUUCAUUCAUUAUGGGUUUGUUCAUAGCAAUGUUCAUUCUCACUUUGAAGUCAGCAGAUAUGGAGAAAUUUGCAAAAACUGAAGUAAAGAAAUCAGUUUUUCAGUCACGAGAAAGUUGUUUGGAAGAAUCAUCAUCAGUUGACGUUGACAAAGAACUGUCGAAUGUGAUUGAUGAACGCUUUCCAACACUGAGGAAAUGCAUCUUUUCAGCUUCGUAUGCAUUGAUUAAUUUAUGGAUUACUUUUGGCUUAUUUCGUUUUACCAUAUUCUUAAGUCAGUUAUACAGACAACUAGUUCAUUUGUUUCCAACAGAUAAAAAAUUAGUUGAACACUUAUUGGAAGUAUCUUCAGUUUUCUCGAUGUGCGGCUUUUUCGCAGCACCUAUUUCUGGAGUAAUUAUUGAUUUGUCUUUGAGGCGUUCUCGUGAUAAAGUGGCAAAUAUACUGAUUAGUAACAAAUUCAAUGUGUCUAAUAGAAAAAUGUAUUAUAAUUACAUUUGUGGUUUAGUACCUGCACUGACAAUAGCGUCCAUAUUUGCUGUUAUUUUAAGUACCAUGAUGUUUAUUCCCAACACGGUUGCAAUUUAUACAGCAUUUGUCUGUUUAGUUAUUGUUCGAUCAUUAAUGUUUAGCUCGUAUGUCAGUUAUUUGUUGACAGGUUUUCCAAUACGUUAUUUUGGCACAUUGAAUGGUAUUUCAAGUGUUAUAUCUGGUUUAUUCAGUCUGUUGCAACAUAUUUUUCUGCACACAAGCGGUAUUGUGGCUAACUCAGUGUCUAUGGCAGCAUCUAUUGGUUUAUUUAUCACACCUUUUGUACUAUUGAUGUUAAGACGUUAAAUAUGUUUUGCAAAAAGUUAAUUUAUGGGUUUCUGAUCUAUUUAUUUCAAAUAUUUCACAAAAUUACCUAUGAUUAUUCCACUUUGAUUUUGUUUUUGUUCCACUUAAAUAUAUAUUUAUUCAAAUAACUCAUCUAAUCCUCCCUCCCUCGAUCCUCUCUUCCAAAACUGCUCAUUUUUGUGUUUUAUGCGAGUAUGAAUUUCG
This is a messenger RNA of Schistosoma spindalis, 1617 nucleotides long. Lineage: Eukaryota; Metazoa; Platyhelminthes; Trematoda; Strigeidida; Schistosomatidae. The record is from the annotation of a GenBank genome assembly.